Morus notabilis is the source of this 1727-nucleotide messenger RNA. Its product is annotated as inositol-tetrakisphosphate 1-kinase 3. The record is from RefSeq and is a predicted model, not a curated record. The transcript has 10 exons. NCBI's taxonomy places the organism in Eukaryota, Viridiplantae, Streptophyta, Magnoliopsida, Rosales, Moraceae. Gene Ontology annotation, molecular function: inositol-1,3,4-trisphosphate 5-kinase activity; inositol-1,3,4-trisphosphate 6-kinase activity; magnesium ion binding. Gene Ontology annotation, biological process: inositol trisphosphate metabolic process. Gene Ontology annotation, cellular component: cytoplasm. The coding region runs from base 213 to 1277 and encodes 354 amino acids.
CGCCAUUUCUCUGCGAAUUCUGUGUUUGAUCUCCGAAAUCUCAUCUUUCACUACCAGAAGAAAAAAAAAUCAACGCGUUCUCUCUCUCUCUCUCUCUAUUUGAUUCUUUCAUUUUCUCGGCCUGACCUAGAAAGUUCAAAAAUUUUCCGAGAAAGUGCGUUGGUUGCGAGGAAAUUUCGUUUGUUUGUUUGUUUAUUUGUUUGGAAGAGUAGAUGAGGGAGGAAAUGGUGUACAGUAAGGAAGAAGACAUGGAAAGAGAAGAGUUUGUAGAGGAAAGAGGAUUGAUUUCGGAACAACAGAAAUGUUGUAUUGGAGUAGGAGGGUUUCCUCUCCACAAGAGAUCAGUGGUUGUGGUUGGAUACGCUCUUACGUCGAAGAAGACGAAGAGUUUCUUGCAGCCUAAGCUUGAAGGAUUAGCUAGAAAUAAGGGGAUACUGUUUGUUGCUAUUGAUCAUAACAGGCCUCUUUCGGAUCAAGGUCCUUUUGACAUCGUUUUGCAUAAGUUAUCAGGAAAAGAAUGGCGCCAGGUUCUUGAGGACUAUCGGCAAACACAUCCAGAAGUCACUGUUCUUGAUCCUCCAGAUGCCAUACAACAUUUACGUAACCGGCAGUACAUGCUUCAGGCUGUUGCUGAUAUGGACUUGUCUGAAUCAUAUGGCAAAGUUGGCGUGCCCAAACAACUGGUUAUUAAGAAAGAUGGAUCAUCUAUCUCUGAUGCUGUUGCAAAAUCUGGGCUGACACUUCCCCUUGUUGCAAAGCCGCUAGUUGCUGAUGGGAGUGCAAAGUCGCAUGAGUUAUCACUUGCUUUUGAUCGAUAUUCCCUCCAAAAGCUAGAACCCCCCCUUGUUCUUCAGGAGUUUGUUAAUCAUGGAGGUGUUCUCUUCAAGGUUUACAUUAUUGGAGAAGCUAUAAAGGUGCUCAGACGUUUCUCUUUGCCUGAUGUCAGUAAACGAGAGCUCUCCAAAACCGCCGGUGUAUAUCGUUUUCCCAGAGUGUCUUGUGCUGCAGCUUCUGCAGAUGAUGCAGAUUUGGAACCUGAUGUUGCUGAACUUCCGCCACGACCUUUACUUGAGAGACUUGCAAAGGACCUUCGCCGUCGAUUGGGUCUACGGUUGUUCAAUUUGGAUAUCAUCCGAGAGCAUGGCACCAGAGAUCAGUUCUAUGUCAUCGACAUUAACUACUUCCCUGGGUAUGGAAAAAUGCCCGAAUAUGAGCACAUAUUCACAGAUUUCCUCCUGAGUUUGGUGCAAGGAAAGUACAAGAAAAGAGUCGGGUAGACAGUCUAGAAUCAUUGGCGGGCUUUGGCGAAGCUCAGGUUGGCAGUCUUAACGCUAAACGCCGGAGGCGGAGCACCUCAAACAAGUGUGCAGGAGAAGUGCGUACAUGUUUGGUCCCUCUACACGACCAAAUACGUUGUCUAACAACUGAAGAAUUAUACGCAAGUGUAAAUGGACGUACCUUCAAUUUCUGUAAUUACUUGCUCAUAGUUUAUCCCCCUUGUAAGAAGGGAACCAUCGUGUACAGACUACAGACUUCUUGCAAGCCUUAAACUUGUUCUUUUCUUAUUUGAUUAAAUUUUGGAUUGGUGCUCUGAUCUUCACAUUCAACCGUGUAGUAGCUGAAUUAACUACACCCCUGUCAGCUCUUCUGAAUACUUUGUUAAAAUUUAUAGCUCAAGGCAACUGCCUUCUUUCCUCUCAUUAUUAGCAAACCCUUCCUUUUUUUUU